Messenger RNA from Brachypodium distachyon (stiff brome), 2218 nucleotides. RefSeq names its product protein HOTHEAD. The transcript has 4 exons. Lineage: Eukaryota; Viridiplantae; Streptophyta; Magnoliopsida; Poales; Poaceae. The record is from RefSeq and is a predicted model, not a curated record. Gene Ontology annotation, molecular function: oxidoreductase activity, acting on CH-OH group of donors; flavin adenine dinucleotide binding. The coding region runs from base 221 to 1972 and encodes 583 amino acids.
UCACUAGUGCAUUUCACAACCAAUGCAUCGCCGUCUGAAAUAACCAUCCAUUUCCUUUUCUAAGGCUCCUGCAGCAGUUCUUUGCACUUGCGAACCGUCUCCGCAUUAUUCAACACAUCUACUCCCGAUCUACCCGCGCGCGAACUUGGGGUUUAUAAACUCAGCAAACAUUUCGCGUCUCUGAAGCGGAAUAAGGUUCACCUAAUCCGCCGGCGCAAAAAUGGCACUUUGCCGCGCGAUCUCGGCGGCGCUGGUGCUCGCCGCCGCCGUCUUACUCGGCUCGCUCUGCCCCGUCGCCCUCUCGGAGGACGAGCGACUGGAGAACCUGCGGUUCGUGCAGCACGCAUCGGACGCGCCGCUGGUGUCGCACUUCAACUACAUCAUCGUGGGCGGGGGCACGUCGGGGUGCCCGCUGGCGGCGACGCUGUCGGAGCACUCGCGGGUGCUCCUCCUGGAGCGGGGCGGGCUGCCGCACGCCAACAUGUCGAGCCAGGAGCACUUCACGGACGCGCUGGCGGACACGUCCCCGGCGUCCCCGGCGCAGCGGUUCGUUUCGGAAGACGGGGUGGUGAACGCCCGCGCCAGGGUGCUUGGCGGAGGGAGCUGCCUCAACGCGGGCUUCUACACGCGCGCCAGCAACGAGUACGUGCGCACCGCCGGGUGGGACCCCAGGCUGGUGAACUCGUCCUACCGCUGGGUGGAGCGCGCGCUCGUGUUCCGGCCAGGCGUGCCGCCGUGGCAGGCGGCUCUGCGGGACGCGCUGCUCGAGGCCGGCGUCACGCCGGAUAACGGCUUCACGUUUGAUCAUGUCACGGGGACCAAGAUCGGGGGCACCAUCUUCGACGGCAACGGCCAGCGGCACACGGCCGCCGACUUCCUACGGCACGCCAGGCCCAGGGGCCUCACCGUCGUGCUCUACGCCACCGUGUCACGGAUCCUCUUCAGAAGCCAAGAGGGCGUUCCGUACCCGGUGGCGUACGGGGUGGUGUUCGGGGACCCGCUGGGGGUGCAGCACCGGGUGUACCUCCGUGACGGGGCCAAGAACGAGGUGAUCCUGGCGGCCGGGACGCUGGGGAGCCCGCAGCUGCUGAUGCUGAGCGGCGUGGGCCCGCAGGCGCACCUGGAGGCCCACGGCAUCCAGGCCCUGGUCGACCAGCCCAUGGUCGGGCAGGGCGUCGCCGACAACCCCAUGAACUCGGUGUUCAUCCCGUCGCCGGUGCCCGUGGGCCUCUCCCUGGUGCAGGUCGUCGGCAUCACCAAGUCCGGCAGCUUCAUCGAGGGCGUCAGCGGCUCGGAGUUCGGCAUCCCGGUCUCCGACAGCGCCCGCCGCCUCGCCGCCAGCUUCGGCCUCUUCUCUCCUCAGACCGGGCAGCUCGGCACGCUGCCGCCCAAGCAGAGGACGCCCGAGGCGCUGCAGCGCGCGGCGGACGCCAUGCGGCGGCUCGACCGGCGCGCGUUCCGGGGCGGCUUCAUCCUGGAGAAGAUCCUCGGGCCGGUCUCCACGGGGCACGUCGAGCUCCGGACCACGGACCCGAGGGCCAACCCGGCGGUGCUGUUCAACUACUUCCAGGAGGCGGAGGACCUGGAGCGGUGCGUGCGGGGGAUCCAGACGAUCGAGCGUGUGAUCGCGUCGCGUGCCUUUUCGAACUUCACCUACUCCAACGCCUCCGUGGAGUCCAUCUUCAGCGACUCGGCGAACUUCCCCGUGAACCUGCUGCCGCGGCACGCCAACGACUCCAGGUCGCCCGAGCAGUACUGCAGGGAGACCGUCAUGACCAUCUGGCACUACCACGGCGGCUGCCAUGUCGGCGCCGUCGUCGACGACGAUUACCGGGUGUUUGGGGUAAGGGGGCUCAGGGUCAUCGACAGCUCCACCUUCAGGUACUCCCCCGGCACCAACCCGCAGGCCACCGUCAUGAUGCUCGGCAGGUAUAUGGGAGUGAAGAUUCAGGCCGAGAGAUGGAGGAAGUGAUCAAUCAAGACAUAUAUAUUUCAGGAAUGCCUAGGCGCCAAAUUUCCAUGUAAUCCAAACCGAAAAAAUUGUAUUUGGAGGUACCUGGUUUAGAACAGAUUUGUUUAUUUUAUUUUUCCACUGAAAUUUUACUCUUCUAGGCAUAGGCUUAGUACCUGUUUGUUGAUUCUGAAUCCCUUGAUAUGAAUUGCCGAACAUUGCAAAAUAAAAAGGAAAAACUUCCGUCGCAGAAGCAAUGUUGAAGAA